Suillus subalutaceus is the source of this 1647-nucleotide messenger RNA. RefSeq lists its product as uncharacterized. The record is from RefSeq and is a predicted model, not a curated record. NCBI's taxonomy places the organism in Eukaryota, Fungi, Basidiomycota, Agaricomycetes, Boletales, Suillaceae. The transcript has 4 exons. Bases 1 to 1647 code for a protein of 548 amino acids.
AUGGCAGCUUCUUCCAAACCGACAAAUGAAAGUUCACAUCCAUACGACGCACUCCCGAAUCACCAGGACUUCGACUCGAUGAUAUCUGAUGCGAAGUUUACUGCUGAUACUAGCACCGAUAUCUACGACCCAGGUUUAACGAGUCGCAGAAGUGCCCUUGUCGGAGUGGCAUGCUCAAGCAUAUUCAGUUGCUCAUGCAUCAUUGCAGGCAUUGUCACUUUAGCCAAUCACGGGGUACUCGGAGUGACCGCAAUCAACUUGUCCGUGCAUAAUUAUGACUAUAGUAGUCUGUUGCCCCUGCAAGGGGAGAUAUUGGCCCUGGCACUUAACUUCAUCGGCACGUUAUGCACCGAGUCCAUAGGCUUCGUACACGGCAUCUCGUUGCACUCUGCGCUAGCCUCAGAGUCUCGACUUUCUUUCAACACCAAUCUGCGCCUUCUGACUGCAGCUCGUGGAUGGUAUAACCCUAACGGCACUUUGUUUAAUGGUAUCUCGGCUGUCCUCCUCAUCAUGUCCUACAGCUCGGCUUCACUCAUCGUAGUUGUCGAUACUGUGAUUUCACAAACGUCACAAACGUCAUCAGCACCUAAGAUCGUCAUUGCCAUAGCAGGGACACCUCUUCUUGCUCUGGGCGUCGCACUCCUCCUCCAGGUGAUUAUCGCAUUGUCAGGGAUGCGGGCUGUCAAAAUAUUAACGUGGAGCUCCUCACCUUUCGACUUGACCGCCGCACUGGUCCACCACACGCAAUUGACCCCUGCUACUUUGCGGUGCAUGCGUUGUGUGUCUGACAUAGACACAGAUGAAGGUCCAGCAAAGCCACUCAAAAUACAACCCUCUGCGUGGCAUGCUCACCCUAGCAUCCGGAAAGUCGUCAUUUUUCUUUGGGUGAUCGUUGCAGCAUGCGCUGAAUGGGCCGCACUUGUCAUGUAUAUCUGGCACAAGUAUGCCCCCCAGGGUAUAAUGUCCCCCGAUGCGCUGACCCCACAAACGUGGUCGUUCAUCCCCAAUUUGCUGAACGGGAAUUUCAAUUACAUCGGGUAUUCUAUACCGGGUGUCAAUUUUCAGGUGUGGAUUCUGGUCAUUGUCAAUAUGGCAGUUGUCCAGGGACUAUUGACACUGGGGCUGCAUUGCUCGGAGCUCAUAGCAAAUGUCAUUCGAGACGAAAAACAGUGGAGAUGCGCUACCAGGAGGAAAGGACUUAGCACGGCGACAAACCCGGUGAAGACAAUUUUCACUCAUCCGAUCUGUCUCGUACUUUUCGUCGCAAAGCCUUUCCUGCACUGGAUGUUUGGGUAUUCAUUCAUGAUAAUUGACUCUGCCUUUGACGGGAAACUAGAAGGCGUGCGGGUAGGCAUGCUGACUGCCCAGAUCUGGAACUUAUGCAUAGCGCUGUUUAUAUUCGCCUGUUUCUUCACAUUCGUCGCACUGCACCAACCGCGUGGCCCCCAGCCGGCUGCAUACGGCCACCUCCAGACGCUCGCCAACCUCGUGGACGAGUGGUCGCCUGUGAUGUGGUGGGGACAUAAGGAGGACGGAAUUCCGUACUGUCAUGCUGGGACGGGCGAUCACCCGCUGCCGGAUGUAAACAUGGAUCGUGUUUAUGCUGGUUCUGGUGCCGGGUCUCUGGUAUACGUACCCCUCUCGUGA